CGUUGCUUGGUCUGUGGUCAGACAUCAUCGCUGGUCGAGCGUGCUGAAGGUCUCUCUGUUUUUACCAGGCAUUAACCAUCCACCUGCUAUGCAAAUACACAAAGAGAUACACACACCUCCCGCACGCUACUUACUGGACUCAUAUACAAAGUUCUGGGAGAUUUGCAUUCAGACCUCACAGCGGAAAUUUUCCUGAUGAACUCAAGACCGCAUUCAUCAUGAGUUUAUUUGGGAAGCUAAAAACAUCUGUACUACACAGUGGACCACCUGCCCCACCCAGGAGAACAGAUAAUAGUUCUGGAUACGGCUGGCCAGAAGAGGAAUUUGAUGAUGGAGAAGGAGAUACGUAUGAGCCUCCACCAUGUGAACUUCUUCCUUCAAAGGUCCAACCUCGUCAAAUAGAGGAAAACGUUUACCUGGGUUGUCCAGACAGAACCCCAAACCCUUUUAUUUCCAAACGUCAGGCAGCGCCACCGCCACGACCCGCCAAGGUGCCGCAUGCAGGCAAAAGCACGAAGCCAGAACCACCACAUGACCCAGAAGAGUUUUACAUUGACCCCAAUAAUAGCAAACCUCCUGAGGUAAUACGAAAGGACAAACCUGGUAGAAAGGCUCAGUGUAAGAAACCCAUGGGCCCUCCACCGACAGUACCACAGGAUGAAGAUGUUUACUUAGACCCAAAUGAAGGCCAGGAUGAUGACACAUAUCUGGAACCUGUCGCAGACUUCCCUCCUGUACCCCGAAGCCCUGCUCGUAUGUCAGCGAUCCCUAAAAGUGUCGUGCGAGACCCUCCACCACCAAUCAUGAAACCACCUGUUCCCAGAGCCAAGUCUAGUUCACUUCUGAGCGGCGAUGGCCUGAAUAAAGUUCUACCGUCAGAGAUGAAACGCUCCACAAUUUCAGGCCAGCUGCCCCCUGCUGUACCGACUCAUAAACCGGCUCCUCCCAUCCAUAUCAUGAAAGAACCCAAACCCAGCCCCCCUUUACCUCCAAGUAUGGACUCCGCAGCGCCCUCUUUUGGAAUGAAACCCACCACACAAGGUUUUGCACAGGAGGCGGGGCUUCAGGACAGGCAGUGGUUUGCUGGGAUUUGUGAACGCAAGACUGCAGAGGAAACAGUUCUCAGGUUAAAUAAGGACGGCACAUUUCUCGUCAGGUGCAGUAAUUCUAAGAAUGAAGGUCAACCCUACACGCUGGUCGUCCUCUUUCAUGACAACGUCUAUAACAUACCCGUUCGGUUUCUGGAGGACUCUCAGGUCUACGCAUUGGGGAAAGAGGGAAAGAAGUCAGAAGAACUGUUUGGCAGUUUACAGGAGAUGAUCUCACAUCAUAUGAAAAAUCCCAUUUUGUUGAUUGACCGUAAGAAUCAGUCGAAACACUCAACCUACCUCUUACACCCUGUACAGCCCUAAUGUCUUCAUCAGCUCUCUCACUCACCCCCUCUCUCUCUCUCUCUCUCUCUCUCUCUAGUCUGACCCUAACACACAUAUACUGUAUAUGAUCCAAAACACUUUAAUUAUUUAUAAGAUGACAUUUGUACUAUAUACUUUCCUUAAUAUCUUUUGAAUUUAGUAUAUUUCAUUAAUGUUUUUUAGUUUUAAUGACAGUUACAGUAUAUAUAUGUCAUAGUUAUUAAAUAAAUGCACUGGUGUUGGUGUAAAAUUGUUUGAAUAAAAGAAAAUCAAAAAUGUCA
Molecule: messenger RNA, 1693 nt
Organism: Paramisgurnus dabryanus
Lineage: Eukaryota; Metazoa; Chordata; Actinopteri; Cypriniformes; Cobitidae
Product: B-cell linker protein
Biological process (GO): cell surface receptor protein tyrosine kinase signaling pathway; intracellular signal transduction
Source: RefSeq, a predicted model, not a curated record